AUAUCAGCGGCGGCGACGCGCGCGCGCUCCACUCCUGCGCUGCCUUACAGAGAGUUCCCGAGAUUCCCUUAUCUGACGAUGCAGUGGUACGUGCUGUGCGUUCUGGCUGUGGUGGCGGCGGCGACGGCGGCGCCGCAGCGCGAGGGCGGAGCCUUUACCAACGAGGCCAUCAAGCAGGCGCAGAACACCCUGCUCAUACCCAAGGACGCCCAGAUACAGAAGGUGCAAGAGGGCAUCGAGCUGGCGGCGUACGAGUCAAUCCCCGGCAACCAGAGGAUCAACCUGUUCGAGAUCCUCGGCGACCAGGUGCCGUCGGAGGUGAUCAACAACCUGCAGAGCCAGAUUGACCAGGUCGGCCGCCAGUAACCGCCAGCUGUACCGCCAUCCUGCCACCCGCCGCGCGAGGGCCACACUCUCCUCCACGACGAUGUUAAACGUGAUUAGAUUUUAAGUCCAACUAGAUGGCAAUACUAGGUACAAAUAUAGUAACGAGGCUGCAGCGGCGGGCGGCGAGGACGGCUGCAGCUGGUGUGUGGAGUAUCAGCCCCGGCGCGCGGGGCGGCGGCCCGGGCCCGCCCCAGGGCGCCGCCUGCCGCGGGUGCUCCUCUCACGGCGCCGCUGCCGUUGACUAAUAUGUAUUUAAUUUAUUGGUGACGCAAGUACAAGACAGUGAAUGUGAUAUUGUGUAACAUCUCUUUUUAUAUUUUUGUACAUAAAUUUUAAUAUAAUAAAGUGGU
Molecule: messenger RNA, 737 nt
Organism: Pectinophora gossypiella (pink bollworm)
Lineage: Eukaryota; Metazoa; Arthropoda; Insecta; Lepidoptera; Gelechiidae
Exons: 3
Coding region: 79-366 (95 amino acids)
Source: RefSeq, a predicted model, not a curated record